Ictalurus punctatus (channel catfish) is the source of this 1264-nucleotide messenger RNA. RefSeq names its product pentraxin fusion protein. The coding region runs from base 307 to 981 and encodes 224 amino acids. The transcript is spliced from 3 exons. The record is from RefSeq and is a predicted model, not a curated record. Lineage: Eukaryota; Metazoa; Chordata; Actinopteri; Siluriformes; Ictaluridae.
UGUGUGUGUGUGUGUGUGUAAAAGUCUAUGAUUAAGCACAUCAAAUGACUGCUGAGCCUCACACUGAAUCUUUUGUCUAGAUGAUGAUGAUGUCACUACCGUGCAAGGAGGAUAGAGGUCCUGUGUGUGUGUGUGUGUGUGUGUGUGUGUGUGUGUGUGUGUGUGUGUGUGUGUGUGUGUGUGUGUGUGUGUGUGUGUGUGUGUGUGUGUGUGUGUGUGUGUGUGUGAGCUUUGAGUUUCCUGGGCGUGUUGGUAAGCCGCACACUGUAAGUCUGUCUGCUUUUACGUUCACUUUAUAAGAGUAAGAUGCUCGCGUUGGGAGUUGUGCUGUUCUCUUUGCUGUCCCUCACCUCCGCCAGUAAAGGAGGUCUGAGUGGGAAGGUUCUCCUGUUCCCGUAUGAGACAGAUUUCAGUUUUGUGAAGCUCUCUCCCCAGAAGCCUCUCUCUCUCGCAGCGUUCACGCUGUGCAUGCGCAUCUCUACCGAGCUGCAGGACGAGCGACAGGUCAUCCUCUUCGCGUAUCGCACCAACAGCACAGACGAGCUCAACGUGUGGCGCGAGAAGGACGGAAGGAUCUCGUUCUACCUGGGUGGAGACGGUGCGCUUUUCCGCCUCGCGCCCCUCUCCAGCUUCCGCACUCACCUGUGUCUGACGUGGGACUCCAGCACCGGUCUCGCCGCCUUCCACGUGGACGGACGCCGCAGCACACGACAGAUCUACAAACCGGGCCACAAGAUCCGUCCACACGGCACCGCCCUGCUCGGCCAGGACCCUGACACACACCUGGGAGGCUUCGAGGUGAUGCAGAGCUUCGUGGGCGAGAUGACGGACGUGAACAUGUGGGACUUUGCGCUGUCACGCAUGCAAAUCAGCGCUCUGUACGCCAACCUGAAACACAGAGUGCCACGUGGAAACGUGUUCGACUGGAGCACCGUGAAGUACGAGAUCCACGGCAAUGUUGUGGUGGUGCAGGAUGACUGAUUACACACACACACACACACACACACACACACACACACACACACACACACACACACACAGCAAUGUAGCUCUAAUACUAUAUCUUCUGAGUUCCAAUAUGUAAUUGGCUUGUGUCUUACAUUCAUACAUACACACUGAUGAAAACAAGAAUAAUAAUGAUAUUUACUAAAAUAAUCAAGACAAAUGUUAACACACACACACACACACACGCGCGUGCGCGCCAUUGUGAAUUGUACUGUUUUGUCAAAAUGUUAACAGAUAAUUAAUAAAAGUGUGUAAGGCU